Molecule: messenger RNA, 2157 nt
Organism: Chlamydomonas reinhardtii
Lineage: Eukaryota; Viridiplantae; Chlorophyta; Chlorophyceae; Chlamydomonadales; Chlamydomonadaceae
Exons: 4
Coding region: 124-648 (174 amino acids)
Source: RefSeq, a predicted model, not a curated record
ACGUGCACAGCAACUCGCCUGGGCACCACUUGCGUUAAGCACUUUAACCGUUGGCACCCCACAGCUUCAAGCGCUAGCUGCCACAUUGCAUCCACACCAAACACCAACACCCAGGCCGCAGCCAUGGCCUCACCGCGGACUGCUCGCCGCGCCCCGGCGGCGGCCGCAGUCGGGGCGUGCCUGGUGGCGUGGCUCCUCACCUCAGGCGUUGUUGUGGUGGACGCCGCCCGCAACCUCAAGGACAGCAGUCCGCCGCCGUCGCCUGCUCCACCUCUCACGAGUUUCUCCGGCAAGAGCGCUUCCCCUGCUGCUGUAGCUGACGGCUCGUCAUCCAGGGUUCAGGUGCAGGCGCCUUUUGUGAACGUGGACGUGGACACCAAGAGCGGCGGCGGCUGCGUCGUCAUUCCUGGCGUCGGCCGCCUGGGCUGGUUGGACGGCUGCCGCCGCCGCCAGCUACUGGCUGCAGCAGUAGCAGAUGCAUCCGCUGGCGUCAUUUCUGCUACAGCCGAUGUGCAGCCUGCAGGCGGCCAGGGGGCCGCCUCAGCAGCCACGCAGGCCCCGGGCAGCAGCAGCAGCACACCUGACACCGUUGCGCCUGCUCCGGUUCUUGCGCCGGCUGCUGCCCCGUCUGCAGCUGUGUUGGCCUGAGUCCGUGUGUGGUUUGCCCGCGCGACACGAGGUUGUGUGCUGGCGCUUAGUUGCCGCGAUAGCGAGAGCCAUUAGCAUGGUUGGGAGGGAGGCUUCUUACUGGGGGUGUUAGCAGUGCGUGGGUUGCAAAGACGCGUGACACGACUCGGCGAACACAUGGUGUACUUACUUUUGCCCCGGUUGCGAACCUUGUCUGGUGUGGGGUGUUUAAUUGGCAGCUGUGCAGCGGGGGGCUAGACAUGGCUGUCAGCAGCAAGAGCGCUGUUAGCAUAGUUAGCACUUACUGUGCUGCAAUCAGCAGUGCUGUUCCGUUUGUACCUGAGUCUGUACCAAGAGGAGCUCGUACCUGAUGAGUCUGUACCCAAUUUCAUGCCGUACUUGCGUGACGCGUGGCUGGAGUGCCGGCCUUUGUGAACGGGUGCCCCUUUUGUCCGUUGCGCGGUGACGCAGUUGACACAUCCGUGGAUUCACGCCCUGCGUGUGAGGGCGAGUGGCCCUAGUGCGCUGUGGGUGGUUUGCGUCACGGGACUCAUUAGCCAUGGAAAGAACUAACCCCUGCACGUUACGUGAGCCGACUGCGCUACCCCACACGGUACAAGUGCGCGACUGUGCAAGACUCGAACAUUGCGUGCUUUCGUAACCCGUCAAAUUGCAAGUUGCCAGUGCAAGCUCGAAGAAAAGUCUAGAUGUGUUAGUACCGGUAGUCUGAUGGCGUGAUGGACCCACUUGAGUACUCGACGUUAUGCACCACGCGGCUGUGCUAGCUGAUGCGGAGCUGAUGGUGGGCAGCUGGUUACUUUGCAUCGUACUUUGGGUGCUGCAAAAGACGCACUUGUACAUACCCAGCCCCCACCUGCAUUCAGUGGGUAGGAAGGGGCUCACUCCUUUGCCACGGCUGCACGUACGUACGCUACUAGCGGCAUUGGAUGGAGGUGUUUAGGGAGAAGAUGUGAGGAGCUGUUUAGCGUGGUUGUUCGGUGCUAGCCCUCUUACGCUGCUCCGGUUGGUUCCAGUACCUAAUUAGGAACAGAACACGCAAACAGGGCUGCUGGGUUAGCUGGGUGUGGGGUCGCGGCGCGGUUAUGAAUGCGACAUUACAAGAAGGGACAUUCCGACCAAGCAAGGGUGCCCAGCACCCAGCGGUUAUGAAUGCGGAUGUUACAGCGGUUAUGGGCUCAUGGCCAGUGCCACGGGUUCCCCACCACCAGCCCCCACGGAGCCAGUCGGUCGGGCAGUGACAAUCUGCUAGCGAAGGUGCUGUAAACAUGGAAGGCUCCAUUUGAUCCUCCACAGCCAGUAGCCACGAAUCAGUGGGACCGUUGGAUGAGUACGGUAUCCCGCAGUGGGUAUGACAUCGUGGUAUGACACUCGUGCGGGACUAUUGCCGGCGCAGCUUGGUAAGCAAGCCGAUUCCGCGUGGUGGCUGGAUAGCGUGCGGGUCUCCAUCCAAUGGAGAGGAUGGCAUGAUGAGCUUACAUAGUUGGUAUUCUGGUCCGUACCACUGGUCCA